Molecule: messenger RNA, 4596 nt
Organism: Ilyonectria robusta
Lineage: Eukaryota; Fungi; Ascomycota; Sordariomycetes; Hypocreales; Nectriaceae
Exons: 3
Coding region: 1-4596 (1531 amino acids)
Biological process (GO): regulation of transcription by RNA polymerase II
Cellular component (GO): mediator complex
Molecular function (GO): transcription coregulator activity
Source: RefSeq, a predicted model, not a curated record
AUGACCUCGAGGACCCCCAUGGGCGUCCAGCCGCGCCCGCCUCAGCGGACCGUGAGCUCAUCGUCGCUGCCCGGCCAGCAGCGUCCUCCUCAUCCGCGCUCUCUAUCGCAACAACAGCAGCCACAGUUCUUACCCGCGUCCCCCGUCCGAAAAGACUCCUCCUUCAUAGACCUCACCGGCGAGUCCACCGAUGUCGCGUCAAAUCGAUAUACCUCUACCCCGAGGAGGGGCGGCUCCCGCCUCAAGCUCGAGCUCUCCAACGAAUUCUCGGGUCACAUUUCCGUCACCGGCUCACCCCAGAGCCUCACCCCAUCGCGCAUGUUACCCAUCUCCGACCCUUUCGAGACCGGCACCCUAAGCCCGGCCGUAUCCAAGGCUUCCCAUCAGGACAUCGAUAACAUGCCCCUACCGAUGCCCCGACGUCGUCCACGAGGAUCGCAGCCGGUAUCCGCCCCCCGAAUAACUACACCCGCACCCGCGCCCCCGAAGAAGGAUGCGCGUCCGAAGCCCUACACGGUCGAGAUCCCCCCUCUUGCCCCUCGAUUCGUGCCCACUAGACACGAUGCUCCCAACCGAACUCCGGUCGAUCCCUUCAGCAAGGGGCUGAGCUCGGGAUAUGCCGACUUCUUUCCCUGGCACGGCGCUCAUCAUGAAGAUGAAUGGAACGGCGAAGCCAUCACUAAGGGUACUUGGGAUAAGGUCAACCUCAAUGUUCCCGAAACAUCCUCUGCAAAGUUAGCCAUCUUUCCGGCUCUCAAGCAGAAGAGCGGCCUCAACGCCCUUUCUACCAUUUUCAUGGGUGUAUUGAACCAGCGGAGACACCGCGGUCAGAUCAAUGCACCGUCUACCUUCAAACCACCGCCUCGUGUCACGCUCACUGACACAAAGCGAGAGGUGUGGCUCAAGGAUUUGGCGAACCCUGCCAUCUCCUUGCGCCGCCUCAGCCGCACAAUCCCUCACGGAAUUCGCGGCAGAACCCUCCUCGACCAGUGCUUGAACAAGGACGUCCCGACCGAGAGAGCUGUAUGGCUGGCCAAGUGCGUUGGCGCCAACGAGAUCCGGGCAUUCAAGAGGAAGGGAGUCAACGGUGCCUUUGUCAUGGGCGGCGAACUGAAAUGGGCUAGGGAUUGGACUGUCUUCGUCGAGCAGUUUGUCGAUGCGGUCGUCUCGGGCUUUGGUGAGAGUGAGUGGAAGGCCAGAGUAACUUACGCUAUCCGCCUCGCCACGAACCUUUAUUCCGAGCAACUAUUGGACCGAGACCACUAUCUUGACUGGGUUGUCUCUGGGAUCGAGAACAGCCCCCAGUCUAAGAUGCCCAUGUGGAUUCUGAUUGCUCAGAUAUAUUGGAAGGACUUGAUGCGAUCACGCAAAUACGGCCGCCGCCUUGUAUUCGCGUUGCUCAGCCACCUCCAUGUCAUCCACAACGACCCCGAUCGAGACAUUUUGGUCCAGCUAUCGAGCAGGCUCACAACCCUCCUUGGCUCGCUGCUUAAGACUAACCCGGAGAGUUUCAUUUACCCCAACACUUGGCCCAAGUACCGAGAUACCCUCCUGGCCUCCUUGGCUUCCGACGACGAGACGAUGCAAAACAUGAUCAAUUCGAUUCAAAUACGAAAUUCGCGACUCCUGGUCUCGAGCUCGACUUCCUUACCCGCUGGACGAAACCAACUGGUCAAACUUCUAGACGCCGCCCUGAAGGAACCCAUCGAUCGAGAGCUGGCCGCGCAAUGUUGGUCAACGAGCGACAGCAAACCCUUGAUUAUCAAGACGCUUGUCGAAUGGGCUACUUCGUUCCAUCGCCCAGGCUUGGCCAAGGUCUACGUCGCAGCAAACCUGAUUCGAGCAUGGAGCACCUUCCGAGUCAACCCCACGACGGCUAUUCUUGAGAUUCUGGACGGCAUUGCCACCCACGACAAAACCCGCAAGGAGCUUGUGUACCUCUUGGUGACGGAACUUGUGCGAACCGGUCACUUCUCCGUCCCUCAGUAUAUCCAGUGGGUGAUCGCUCGCGGCGGCUACCACGACGACGCCGACAUCGACCCAGACGAAGGCCCCUGUUCAACUAGAUUACUUGUCGAGUUGCCCCUGCAUGCUCUUUCUGAGAAGCGACGGGCCGAGAGAGGAAAUCUCCUACGAAGAGCUGGAAAUUACUCGGUCGCUGAUGAAGAGCAGAACAUUUUCAACGCCGUCAAGUGCCUUAAACACACCCUCGGACUACCUCUACCUCCAGGCGACCCGUUAUCUGAGAAAAAGCCACUGUCUCUUCCGAAGCUACUGCGCAGGAUACGGAACAGCAGCAGAGCUCUCAGGAGCUGCGUUGGUGCCCAACUCCGCGACAUCGUAACGAGCCAGUUUUCUAGAAAGGGACAGCCUUCCAUGUCUGUGGCCAUGUUCACUUCUGUUCGUGAAGUCAUGGAGACUGUGGAGGACUUCCCGAUGCUCUCAGAGAUAUUGAAGGCCUGCACAAAAUCGGGAGAUGCGGAGAUCCUGGCCUCGUGCGCCGAUACCAUCAACUCUAACCUUCAAAUCUUCUUAGCUAUCGGCAGCGCGGGAAAUUUGUUUAACAGCCUUAUCGAACGCCUGAAGUCGAUCAACGAGGAGCAAGGAAUUGUACCCCGACCCCUACUCGCAGCACUAUCCAGCCUAGCCCGACGCAUGGCGGGCCACGAAGCGAUUGCAAAACAGCUCCGCCAUGAGUUGCUCCAAAGCGAUCGGAACAACGCCAUCGAUGCAUGCUCGCCUGUCUCGGAUAUCAUGACUAUGCCGGCGCAAAGUGCAGAAGGGGAGGUUGCCGAGGAGAUCGAAAAGCUCCUGUCAAGCGGGACUCGGCUGGAUCCUCCAACUAUGAACCGACUAUUCCGAACCAUCAUUCCACGGCUAGAGCGAGGUUGGGCGAAGAAGGAUGACACGCGCCGGGUGUUUGCGACACUACUGGCGAGGACUCGGGUGUUCGAUACUCAGCAUUUUGAUAAGCUCAUGACCGACUGGACGAGCCAUGUUCGCUCGCUCCCAGAACGGCCUCCGCUCUCGGAUCUAUUCCCUCUCCUUAUCAGCACCGGAUGUCUGGCCAUGCCUAUUAUCCUCAGCACUGCAAGUGCUCCAUCGUCAACUCCACUAUCCGAAGCUGCAGCAAAACAGCACGGAUCGGCAACCUAUCUUCAGGAACUGUUGCAGCUCAUCAUCACACCGUUGCCUGCUGCCACGGGUCUCUUCCCUGAAGAAAGCUACCAGUUCCGCACGGAGCAACGUUGUGCCAAGUCAGAGCAAUCCAAGGGUCUGAUGAAUCUCGUCAAGAAUGCUUUGUUGGAGUACUCUGGCCUGAGAAACUACAGCAACGGGAUUGAUCUGCCUCUCGACGACACCCAGUGCCAGGAAAACCUCCUUGAAACCCUUCGUCUGCUCGUCUUGGUGGAUUCUACCGCGGUGUCCUACGCACUGAGUCUCAAGUCCCUCCCCGAAGCUGGCGACCUGGUCCAGAAAGUGACCACUAACCUCCUGGUCCCUGGAGACUCUGGAGAGUCCCAGAUGUCCUUCGACCAGAUCCUUCAACUGGCCAACGAGCUGACCCUGCCAUUUUGCCAGCUCAAGCUGAAUCUCGACUUGUCCAUGUCCCAACAGAACCCUGGCGAGGGCGACGGGCAUGGAGCCCGCUUCGAUCUAUUUGCCAAGGCCAUGGAUCGCGCGAUCGAGGCUGGCAACAUCAUGUGGACGAGUCUCCUACCUUGUCUGAGCGACGACAUCACUCAGCACCUCAAGAGCCAAGCGCAGGCUGGCUUCCUGGACCUCAUUCCCUCAACGAAGACCACCAACACCACCGAACUGGCAUCGAACCAAUCGAUCCACAUGGCUGAGAAUCUCUUGGAGGUUGUGGAAGCUAUCAUCUCAGGACAGCCGCCCCCCAAGAUGGCGCAGCUGACUAUUGCCAUGGUAGAGAAGCUCACAGAUCUUUGGGAGGUUAUCGCAGGCGGAGCGCAGGAAAGACCCGAAAUCCACACAGCAGCUCUCCGGCACUGGCUGCCCGCAAUGCUUCGUUUUGUCACGCUGCACAGCUUGUCCUCGGAGCCGCCGUCGGCACCUCUUCCUAGCGCAUCGGCCACCAAACCACCUAUCCCGGCUGUUCAUGACACACGAGCCCGCAUCGUCCUCGUCCUUUGCGGUCUUAUGCUUGAGCUGGAGACUCUCCCACCUGCCAUCACCGGCUCACUACCCCAGCAGGUGCAAGAUAUGGCGAUGCUACUCGUGGACACUCUCCCAGAAGACUUGCGCGCCCAGUGUGCCAAGUCCAUCCUGCUCACUCCCGGCGCUACGACCAGUCUCAACACGUCGUCUGACCCGCGCCUCUACUAUCUCUUCAGCGCACCACACCCGGGUCCUGCAGAAAGCUUGAUGCUUACCCAUCGCGAGAAGCCCGCGACGGCCCAGAGUGCUGCCGCCCGUGGCAUGGGGGCCAUGUACGGCAUAGGGCCGGCCGUCCAGGAGCGCCUCAGUCCAUUUGUUCUCCGACGGUGGGAGUUGCUCAGCGAGCCAACACCCAAUGUUGGCGAGAACGACACGAGCCUGAGCCUUGGUUUAUUCGAAGCAAUCAAGAUUCAGUAA